AUGCAAUGUAUUUCAGGCCAAUUACUCACUCAAACCAUUUUGCUCAGAUGUUGGAAACAUAAAGAUAAAUUACAACCUUUAAAUCAGUUGUAGCAGUAAUAAUAUAUUGUUUACCAACCUUUUGCAAUCCUAAACAAUAUCUUCAAUAGUUUCAAAUACUAACAGUGA
Messenger RNA from Stylonychia lemnae, 168 nucleotides. Lineage: Eukaryota; Ciliophora; Spirotrichea; Sporadotrichida; Oxytrichidae. The record is from the annotation of a GenBank genome assembly.